UUUCUACAUCGGCCACGCACAGUUCAUCUGCCGCUGUAGUCGUGUACGAACGUUAAACAAACAACUCUGACAAAAUGUGCGGACACAAAACGAUAUAAACUCCAGUUACACCUGCUAUAGAGCAAUACCGAGCUGUUGGCAACAGUGAAAGGUGGGAAGUAUAUAACAAAAAACUGUAAGCAGAGGCACAGUCCGAGAUGCGAACUGCUAUCUGGGUAUUCACCCUCGCGGCUAUCGUGGUCGCUGAAAUAGCAGACGAACCCUGGGUGGAAGAAGAGGAUUUAGGAGAUCAGAAUGAUUACGAUGACCACGACAGGUCUAAGCGCGAAACCUACGUCGAGGGACCCUUUGAAGAACACAUAAGAAUAAAAAGACGGUGCGAGGAAGAAGCACCAGAUAGAGAGAGGGAAAGGCGCUCAGUGGAGAACGUCAGGAGACCACGGCAAGUUCACCAGUAUGAGGUCCAUGAAGCUACUAAUGAAGCUGCUUUACCUUCUCCACCUUUUGAGGAAAUGUUAGCAGCUAGUGCUGAACACUACCAUAAAGUGUACGUACCCGCACCUAAAGGACGCAGCCUGAAUCCCGAAUUGAAAGCUAGUCCACUUACAUUCGGUACUCCUGUAGCAUUAGAUCCAAUACAACUCGUGGAACCACCAGCACUUCAGUCCUCAUACGUAACUAAUGUCGCUAACGCCAAUGAACCGUUAGCAGCGGAUUCUUCUCCGGCAGCUGGUAAUCAUCAUCAACAAAAGGCUCCACACUCUAUCGGGUAUUCCAAAGGAGGUGGACAUCAAAAUCAAGGCAAUCACUACAUCGCCAGCGGUGGGAAGAACUAUAAAGGGUCUCACAGUAAUCAUUACGUAGACAAAGGUCAAAAAGGUCAUAAAAAAGAUGAAAAUCAUCGAAAAGAAUAUGAAGAAGCUGCGGGAAAAAAGAAAAAACAUCAUGACCGAGCUAACCACAAGGGCAGCCACGAGGAAGAAGCGUUCGGACAACGAGGGGCUCACUUCGGAGAGAAGAAAGCACACAAAAAAGGACACAAAACAAAGGGAUAUCACAACAAAUACCACAAGGACGAAUUCCACAAGGAGCACAAAUUCUACGACGAUUAUCACAAGGGAGGUGAACACCAUCGCUUCGGCAAGUUCAACGCCAAACACGCCAGUAACGAGAGUGGGAAGAAGAAGGCCACACACGUGAACGCUGGACAUGACUUCGUCCAACACGGAAAGAAAGGCUACAGUAACAAAGGUCAUCUGGAUGCUGACCACAAAGGACACAAAGGACAAAAGGGUCAUGAAGAACAUCACCAGGAACAUUCACAACAUGGCAAAAAAGGAGGCAAACAAGGAAGCUCCCAGUGGGGAUACGCCAAGAAGAAUUAGCAUUUACUUAACUUUAAUAGUUUCGAUAAGUUAUGGUAUGGUAGUAACCUAGUUGUUGCGGUAGUAGUGAGUUUUUUGAAGUUCUUCAUUAUUACAAGUCAGAUGAUUAAUGUUAUAAUAUUUGGUCCUUAAAUUGUUGGUUGGUUGGUUAUAUUUAUUAUGUAUAGUUAAAGACUAACUUGUGUUGAUAUCAUUUUAUAAUGUAGGCUGUUUUGAACGAACUUCCCUAUUAAUAGUGAUAAAAAUAUUAAAAGUUAAAUUUGAACUAAAAACGGUAUGUUAUCGAUCAAUUUACUGGAACAAAUCAUACCUGUUGUAACCGCGGUAAGGUCGUUCACACUUUCUUUUCUUAUAAUAAGAUUGUACAAUCAGUUAAUUUGAUACUUUUUUAGAGAUUACAAACAACUUCAUUUUCUAUUUAUUUGUACUACAUGCCGAUAUUUCAAUACCAGUUGUGAAAACUGUAGUCUUUAAUUAAGAUGGACGGUGAGUGAUUUUUAUUAAAAAAAUACAU
This is a messenger RNA of Danaus plexippus (monarch butterfly), 1899 nucleotides long. RefSeq lists its product as uncharacterized. NCBI's taxonomy places the organism in Eukaryota, Metazoa, Arthropoda, Insecta, Lepidoptera, Nymphalidae. The transcript is spliced from 4 exons. The coding region runs from base 198 to 1385 and encodes 395 amino acids. The record is from RefSeq and is a predicted model, not a curated record.